Messenger RNA from Melospiza georgiana, 1058 nucleotides. It is a transcript of the gene TMEM120A, whose product is annotated as transmembrane protein 120A. The transcript has 12 exons. NCBI's taxonomy places the organism in Eukaryota, Metazoa, Chordata, Aves, Passeriformes, Passerellidae. The record is from RefSeq and is a predicted model, not a curated record. Bases 29 to 1054 code for a protein of 341 amino acids. Gene Ontology annotation, cellular component: membrane. Gene Ontology annotation, biological process: fat cell differentiation.
GCCGGUCGCCGCCGCCGCCAUCGCCGCCAUGGCCUGGGGCGCCUCGCUCGCCGAGUGCCUGCGCGAGUGGGAGGAGCUGCAGGACGGCUACCAGCGCAUCCAGGACAACCACAAGCUAUACAAGCAGAAACUCGAGGAGCUGACCAAGCUGCAGGAUGGCAUCUCCAGCUCCAUCGCCCGGCAGAAGAAGCGCCUGAAGGAGCUGUCCCUGUCCCUCAAAAAAUGCAGAGCCCAGGCGAGUCCCGAGCAGCAAGCAUCCAUCCAAGAGACCCAGAGCCUGAUUAAAGAGAGGCAGAACGUGUUCUUUGAGAUGGAGGCCUAUCUGCCAAAGAAGAACGGGUUGUACCUGAGUCUGGUGCUCGGCAAUGUGAACGUGACCCUGCUCAGCAAACAGGCCAAGUUUGCAUAUAAAGAUGAGUACGAGAAGUUCAAGCUCUACCUCACCAUCAUCCUCCUCAUUGUCUCCUUCUCCUGUCGGUUCCUCCUCAACUCCAGGGUGACAGACGCCGUCUUCAACUUCCUCCUGGUGUGGUACUACUGCACCCUCACCAUCCGCGAGAGCAUCCUCAUCAACAACGGCUCCAAGAUCAAAGGCUGGUGGGUUUUCCAUCACUACAUCUCCACCUUCCUCUCAGGUGUCAUGCUGACGUGGCCAGAUGGGCUCAUGUACCAGAUGUUCAGGAACCAGUUUCUGUCCUUCUCCAUGUACCAGAGCUUUGUGCAGUUCCUGCAGUAUUACUACCAGAGCGGGUGCUUGUACCGGCUGCGGGCGCUGGGGGAGAGGCACAACAUGGACCUGACUGUGGAGGGCUUCCAGUCCUGGAUGUGGAGAGGCCUCACGUUCCUGCUUCCCUUCCUCUUCUUUGGGCAGUUCUGGCAGCUGUACAACGCCAUCACCCUGUUCCGCAUGCUGCAGCACCCCGAGUGCAAGGAGUGGCAGGUCCUCAUGUGCGGCCUCCCCUUCUCCAUCCUCUUCCUGGGCAACUUCUUCACCACGCUGCGUGUCGUCCACCAGAAGAUCCAGAACAAGAACCAGGACACGAAGGAGAACUGAAGUG